Molecule: messenger RNA, 2802 nt
Organism: Psammomys obesus (fat sand rat)
Lineage: Eukaryota; Metazoa; Chordata; Mammalia; Rodentia; Muridae
Gene: Cnih3
Product: cornichon family AMPA receptor auxiliary protein 3
Exons: 6
Coding region: 772-1254 (160 amino acids)
Biological process (GO): vesicle-mediated transport; regulation of AMPA receptor activity
Cellular component (GO): synapse; dendrite
Source: RefSeq, a predicted model, not a curated record
ACAGCAGCAGCAGCAGGUGGAGCCCCGCUCCGCCGCGGGCAGCGCCUGGCCGGAAACCCAAGCAGCAGCCGCCCGGCCCCGCGCUGGCCCUCUAGGCGCGAGCCCACGCCGCCCCGGUCCGACCCAGUUUCCCAGGCACCGGGUCGCGGCGGCCGGGGACGCGGUUGGGGCCGGGGCCGGAUGCAGCUCCGUGCGCACAGCGGCUCUGGAAGACCCCAGCCCGGGGUGCAGGGUUAACGGGAGCCUGGCUCGCCUCGGACACCGAAAGACUUGUGCUCGGGGACAGGGCGGCCGCGGGCUGGAGGAUCCGGAUCCUGGGCACCUGGCGGGACGCUCUCGGAGUCUGGGUGGCAAGCUCGCCCCACCUCCUCGCCCGGGCGCGGACAGGGAGGACUCUUUCCAGAGGACCGGACCUCUUCGCCGGGUCCCGAGUGGAGUCCUCGCACUGGGCGCCUGUUGGUCUCCAAACCUGUUUAGUUGACACUGGUCUGCAGCUGUUCUCUGCUGGUUAGGCUUCUUCUUCGGCUAGGGGAGCAGUUGCCGCCAGCGACAUUCCGGACCUGUGGGCGCUCCAGGUCCCGGGUCUCCGGACCUGCCGAAAUCCUGCCGGCUUCGCUGACCCUCAACUCUCUUUCUGCUUGUCUCGGGUGCUCCCAGCCAUUGGUUUGGCCGGGAGCGUGCUGACGAGGCGUCUCUCUGGCCCCCUCGUUUGGGAGGGCCCUGGUCUCCAGGGAGCGGCUUUGUGCGUGGUGGGAUCCGGGGUUCUCAGCCAUGGCCUUCACUUUCGCUGCUUUCUGCUACAUGCUGUCCCUGGUGCUCUGCGCUGCGCUCAUCUUCUUCGCUAUCUGGCACAUCAUCGCCUUUGACGAGUUAAGGACGGAUUUUAAGAGUCCCAUAGACCAGUGCAACCCCGUUCAUGCGAGGGAGCGGCUGAGGAACAUCGAACGCAUCUGCUUCCUCCUGAGAAAGCUGGUGCUGCCAGAGUACUCUAUUCACAGCCUCUUCUGCAUCAUGUUCCUGUGUGCUCAGGAGUGGCUCACCCUGGGGCUGAACGUUCCCCUGCUUUUCUAUCACUUCUGGAGGUAUUUCCACUGUCCAGCAGACAGUUCAGAACUAGCCUAUGACCCGCCUGUUGUCAUGAACGCCGACACCUUGAGCUACUGUCAGAAGGAGGCCUGGUGUAAGCUGGCCUUCUAUCUCCUCUCCUUCUUCUACUAUCUGUACUGCAUGAUCUACACCUUAGUGAGCUCCUAACUCGGACCCUGACGACGGAGAGGCCGAGGCUGGGGAUCGCCGAGGCUGUGGGAGAGAGAGAAAGCAGACGGGGAUGAUGCAGACACCCAGCUGGCAGAGACUGAAUGGAAGGAACGAGAGUCACACAGCAGACAGGGCCACGUUGCCCAUGUACCUCUGUUGUUGCUGUGUGCUGCUGCCUCCCUGUUCGCACCCCACACGGGUUGCAGAGCUCCUCUGAUCAUCCGGGGUGCCGGCUUGCAGCCGCUGAAACCCGAGGCCUCUGGAGAUGUAGUUGUGGCUUCCACGUCACUGAGCAGCAGUACCUUGCAAGUCCCCCCGGAGGGCCUGUCCGGAUGGUGGGAAGGAGGCCGGAAGCCGGAAGGUGUCAACCAAGGGACAGAAUGGCUCAGGGCCAAGGCCAGGUCUCCAGGAAUGGCAGAGACCCUCCAGGACACCGUGGGCUACCCAAGACUCUUGUUCUAUGUUUUCCAGAGUUGUGGUCAAAUGCUUUGCUCAGUGCAAGGCCAAAAGCUGUGGGGCCUGCCCUGAGCCUGCUGUCAUGUCACUUUUAGGGUCUGUUUGUGUCUGAGCUCAAGCAGUGGCUUCCCGAGCUCGGUGCGGGCAGCAAGUCACAUCCAGUGUGACCUGGGGAGGGGGGAGUGGGAGAAAAUGGCUUUUUAAAAUGUUGUCAACGUGUCCCAGGUGUGAGUUCUUCACCAUCCCAAGAUGUAUUCAGCCACUGCACCAAAAAUCCUUCAGUCAUGACAUGCCGAUCAGCUGGCUGGCGUGAGCCAAGCCAUCAAAACCUCAAAACAGUUUGAAGCCCAGAAGCAGAGGGCCGCUCUGUAUGUGGCGACGGAUGGCCAGGAAGUGAGACAACACAAUUAUCGCUUCAGCUGAUGCUUCCAGCCUUCCUUUGUGCUUUUCAGUUCAGUGUGGGGACAUCCGCUUAUUCAGAAUCUUCCACUUGGCUUUUGCUUCUUUUUUGGGGUGGGAGUUGUGUGAGGGGGUGUAAGUAGUGACAAGGCUGAGCUCUUUAUGAUGCUUAAAUUGGGCACAAUGAUUUGACCCGAUUCCCCAAACCUCUUUGCUUUCUACCAUUAACACACACACACACACUAUUUAUAUACACACCAAUUCCCAUCUGAGUUCUGUGACUCAGGUUUUUGAAUGGUGUUUGUGUAACACGUUGUGUUCUAUGUUUAAAAUGCAGCAACAACUUCAGCGGCUCACCUCACCGGCUCUCCCCCUUCAACCCAUCCCGGGCUGGAUGUGUCUCCAGAUGGUUGGCAAACUAGUAGGUAGAAAAGCAGUUUCAAAAAGAUACCGGGUUUCUAAAAAUUCUACAGAAAACAAAAUAGGGAGGAAAAAAGAAAAUAAAAUUUGCAAGAAAGAACAAAAACAGAAUGCAGCUUCCCCGAGGGGCCAGCGGUAUAAAGCCAGAGCCUUUGCAGCUGGGUUUGGGGGGCUCCUUCCCUCGGCAGGAGCGCUGGCUACUGCUGGGGAACUUGUGGAGGCCUCAGCUGGGUACUGAUCCCAGGGUGCCUACUUACCACCAACGAGCAA